Messenger RNA from Adineta steineri, 4125 nucleotides. The record is from the annotation of a GenBank genome assembly. Lineage: Eukaryota; Metazoa; Rotifera; Eurotatoria; Adinetida; Adinetidae.
AUGACGACUAAAUCAUCGAUACGAAAUAUUAAAACAAGAUUACCAACUAGUAACAGUGUAAAUAAUAUGACAACAAAUGGUAAUGAUACAAAAACAACAAGUCGAAUAUGUAUUAAGAAACAAUUAAGUACAACAAAUUUUCUACAAAAUAAUCCAACAGCAAAUGGUUUUAGUAAUCAUUUAAAAAAACGAACAUUACAAUUAAAUAAUUUUUUUCAUUCAAAACUUAAAUCAACUCAUUUGAAUGAACAAAAUAAUGUUUCUCAGUCUAAUGAAAAUUCGAUAUCACCACCACUUGUCUUUCAUGCUAUUGCUCCAGCUUCACAAGAUGAUAUAAAUAAUAUAUCAAAACAAAUCAUUGAUGAACAAAAGUCUAACAAUGAAGCAAAAUCACCAUCAAGUCGUCGUAUUGCUCGUAUUCUUGCUCAGACAAAAAUAAAAGCUAUGUCAACAGAUAUCGAUUCAUUUCAACCACUAAGUUGUUCAGAUGAUGAAGAUAAUCAUUCAAAAUUUGUAUCAGUAGAUGCUGAUGAUGAUGAAUCUGAUAAUGAUCAAACUAAAAAACAGAAACGAUCACGUCGUACACAAAAAACACGUCGACCAAGUAGUACAUCUUUACAACAAAAAAUUGAGAAUAAUAAUUUUAAAGAUGAACAACAACAAUCAAGUUCAAAUGAUGAUGAACAUAAAGAAUUAAAUUCAAAUUUAAAUAGCAAUAAUGAACGAAGAUUAAAAGCAUUAUUAAAUAGAAAAUCUGAUCGUUUAACAACAACGACAACAACAACAACUGAUGAUGAUAUUGCAAGACAAAUCUAUUCUUAUCAUCCAUUGGAUAAUCUUGAUGUUAAAUUUCAAACAACAAAUGAAUCAAAUUCACCAUCACCAACUCCUACAAUGCAAUCAUCUGUUAAAAAAGUGAAUCGAUUUCAAGUUAAAUCAAUACGUAAAUCACAACAACAACAAAUUCUAUUAGCAAAUGCAAUUAAAGCUAAAUCAUCAAAUGAUGAUGAUUGUUCUGUACCAAAUCAAAUAUCAAAUUCACAAUUAAAACCAUCUAUUAUCGAAAGAAAAAAUACAAAUACACCAACAACUGACGGAGAAAAUACAACAUCAUCAACAACAAAUACAGAAAAUAUUGUUACUAAUGGUCUUUCCAUAUUAAAUACAAAUGAAAACGAACAUCGUGUUCGUUUUCAAGCACCAUCACAUGGAAAACAAGAAUCAGCUACUGAAGAAGAAAAACUUCCGAAUCAAUCAGUAGCACCAGUUACAAUACCAACACCAGUUCCCCCAUCAUCGGCAAAUUCAAAUCAAGGAGAUGAUGAUGAAGAAGGAGAAGCAAUUGCUAAAAGUCCCGAUAAUCGUUUUAUCAAAUAUGCAAAAGAAAUUGGUCGUGGUGCGUUUAAAACUGUCUAUCGUGGUUUAGAUACAGAAGCAAGUGUUGCUGUUGCUUGGUGUGAAUUACAAGAUUUUGCACAAUUUGAUAAACAUGAACGUGCACGUUUUAAAGAAGAGGCUGAAAUGUUGAAAAAAUUACAACAUCCAAAUAUAGUACGUUUUUAUGACUUCUGGGAAGAAACAAAUCCAAGAACAAAUAAGAAAGUUAUUAUUCUUGUGACAGAAUUAAUGACAUCCGGUUCUUUAAAAGGAUAUAUACGAAAUUUUAAAGGACAAAAAGAAGAAAAACGUAUAAAUGUAAUGAAAAAAUGGUGUCGUCAAAUUCUUAAAGGUCUCGCUUAUUUACAUAGUCGUAAUCCUCCUGUCAUACAUCGUGAUUUAAAAUGUGACAAUGUAUUUAUAUCCAGUACAACUGGUUGUGUUAAAAUCGGUGAUCUUGGUUUAGCAACAUUUAAAACUCAAACAUUUGCUAAAAGUAUGCGUGGUACAAUGGAAUUUAUGGCACCGGAAAUGUUUGAUGAACAAUAUGAUGAACUUGUUGAUAUCUAUUCAUUUGGUUUAUGCAUGUUAGAAAUGAUUACCGGUGAAUAUCCAUAUAUUGAAUGUAAAGGUCCAACUGCUGUUAUAAAACGUGUUACAGCUGGUUUAAAACCAGAUUGUUAUUUUAAAGUUGAAAGUGAUGAUGUACGUGAAGUUAUUGAUUGUUGUAUACGUACGAAUAAAGAAGAACGUUUAUCUGUACAUGAAUUAUUACAACAUUCAUUUUUUCAUGAUGAUAUUGGUUUACGUAUUGAUCCUGUACGUGAUUCAGCAAAUGAUUUACAAGCAUUAGUUACGAAUGAUUCAAUUGAUUUAAAAUUAAAAAUUACUGAUAAAACAAAACGUAAAGCAUUAUGGACUGAACAUGAAGCUAUACGUUUUCGAUAUAAUUUUACUAGUGAAACAUCUGAACAAAUUGUUGAUGAACUUAUUGAAAAAAAAUAUAUAUUUGAUGAUGAUAAAAAAUUUGUUAUACAAUCAAUUAAAGAUCGACUUCGUGCUUAUCAAUAUGAAUUAAUUGAUCGAAAAGCAGGAGUUUUUUGUACAGGCUCAAAAUCAACUAUGAAUCACACACCACAACCAUCACUUGCUGCACAACAACAACAACAACAGCAGCAGCAACAACAGCAACAGCAGCAACAGGUACUACCACCUCAACAACAACAACAGCAACAGUUACCAGCAACACCAGUCAUAACUCAACAUCAAAUAGCGACAGUUCCUUCUGCUACACCAACACCUACCAUUAUUCCACAGCCACAAACUGACAUACAACAACAAAUUGCUAAACCAACAUCUGAACUUCCACAAACAAAACCUAUGGCAAUGACAGAACCAAUACCAAUUGCACCUAUACCUGAACUUAGUUCAAGUGUAUCUGGUUCCGGUGGAAGUCUUGAAAAGCUUGAUGCAGCUUUGAAAAUAACACUUUUUAAUAAAACAAAAUCGUCACAAAGUAUGAGUGUGAGUUCAAAUUCAACUAUUACGAAUGAUAUUAGCGAGCCACCAACACCAAUAGUUAUUCAGGAUGAUUCAUCAGUAUCACGGAUAGGAAGUGAUACAGUCAUCAUUGAUCAACGACAAGUAAAAGAAUCAGGAGGAUCACAAACUAACGAAUUGACACCAAAUAUUUUUCCAUCUUCUUUACCAUCAACAAUGCAAUCACAACCUCAAUCAGCAACAUUAUUAACAAAUCAUCAACAACAGCCAAUAUUACAGAAUCCUCUUCUUUCAAAUCAAACACCAUCGAGUUAUUCUUAUAUGCCAAUAACUCCUUCUCCACAUCUUAUUAAUACAACUUUAUCAAAUGAUCCUACAAAGCAAUUGAUACCUUCUUCUUCUUCUUCAAUUAUACCAGAGACUAUUGAAAAUAGUCAUACAUUGAUAUCUCCUUCACAUACACUUGAAAAUAUUCAAUCUGCUCUUCCGUCAGAUACAUCAGUAACAACACAACCACCUAUGAUGGAUAGUUUAAAACAUCUCGAUGAACUUCUUAAGAAUGCAUUAAAAAAUCCAAGUAAAACUACAAGUACAGCACAUAAUAGUGAUACAGAAACAUCAAAUACUAAUAAUUCAAUACCAACUAAUAAUGAAACUUCAAUUAAACCAAUUGAAAUUGAAUUUGAUGAAAUAAAACAUAAAUUACUUGAUCAACUAAAUAGUUCAAAUUCAAUGGUCUCAUCAAUUAUUCAUUCUCAACCUAAUAUAUCAUCAUUAGUUCUUCCUGUACCAGUUCAACAAGUUAAAUCUCAACCGACAACAAGUCGAAUAUCAACUCAAUCAGAUCUAUUAGCAUCAUCACCUGAUAGAAAUAUACAUGAAUUAGAAACUUUACUUAAAAGUCCAUAUAAUAAAUUAUCAUCAAAUGAUGAUACAAUUGUUGCAUCAUCAUCAUCGACAACUGCAAAUGAUUUAUCUGAAAUCAAAACAAUGAUUAUGGAUUUAAGUCGAACAUUAUUAAAUCGAAUGAAUCUAAUUGAAAAUAAAAUUGAUGAACAUAGAAAUCAAACAAUACAGUUGAAUAAUUUAUUAUCAACAGCUAUAUUACCAUCAUUAGUUGAUCUAGCUGAUAUUAUCUAUGAAACACCAAAUUUAGAUUCACGUAUAAGGACUAGACUUGAAAGUAUUCAAACAAAUAUUCGAACAACACAACAACAUACUGAAAUGAAAGAUUUAAUGGAAAUUUAA